GUCUAUCGGCUGAAGGAAAUGUGGUUCAGGUGUCGUCGUUCUCCAAAAGAGCGACGACUCUCAGACGGCAAGUAGCCACGAGAUGCGGAUAUGCAGUGACAGAGUCGCGAGGCGGAAUCGCAGGCGAGGGCUUUCGAUUUGGGGUGGUGGUGUCCAAGUUCAACGAGAUUGUAACGAAGCCUCUACUGUCGGGCGCGAUUGACACGUUCAGGCGGCAUGGCGUGGACAAGGACCACAUUGAGGUGGCGUGGGUGCCGGGCAGCUUCGAAAUUCCCCUGGUGGCGCAGGAGAUGGCCAAGUCGGGCAACUUCGACGCUGUGCUCUGCAUUGGCGCUGUGGUGCGGGGCUCCACCACUCAUUAUGAUGCCGUUGCGAACAAUGCUGCCAGUGGCGUUCUGAGUGCAGGUCUAAACUCAGGCAUUCCUUGUGUCUUUGGGGUUCUCACAUGUGAGACAAUGGAGCAGGCGAUGGACAGGGCUGGAGGCAAGCUUGGCAACAAAGGAGCAGAGGCGGCUGUCACAGCG
Closterium sp. NIES-65 is the source of this 524-nucleotide messenger RNA. The record is from the annotation of a GenBank genome assembly. Lineage: Eukaryota; Viridiplantae; Streptophyta; Zygnematophyceae; Desmidiales; Closteriaceae.